AGAGGAACCCUGGCGUCCAAAGGCAAAGUGGCGUCCUGAGAAAUCUGGAUUAACACGUGGAUCAAGGCAGAGGCAGGAUCCGGCGGGCGCUUUAAACACGUCACAGUGUUUUAUUUUUUUUUAUCAUUUCGGAACUUUAUUCAGCAGCUGGUUCCGGAUCCGUGUCACAGCUGACCUACUUUCCCUCCUGCGGAAGUUACCAAAAACAAACAGAAGGAGUUUAAAAGGUGACGCGCUUGAGACUGAGCGCUUUGUGCUGCAACACCUGCACAGGUAAACAGAGUCCCGGCCAUGGCUGCAGCGGCGGGGUCCGGUUCUGUGUCCAGGGGUCUCCGGGCCAUGUUUUUCCUGCUCACUCCAAACGAAUCCUCCUUUGAGAAAGUGGAGGAAGUGCCUCAGUAUGUUCAGCAGGCCACACCGUACUUUGUGGGACUGAUGCUGCUGGAGCUGGUGGUGGGUGCGCUGAUGACAGGAAGCCCUGUAGUUACGCUGAGUGACGGUCUCACCUCCCUUUCUGCUGGGAUGAUCUCCAGACUCCCGCUGCUGGCGAUGAGAGGCUGUGAGCUGUCGGCUUACCUGUAUGUGUGGGAUCACUUCCGCCUGCUGGAGCUGCCCUGGGACUCUGCAUGGACCUGGUGGCUCACCUUCCUCGGAGUGGACUUCUGCUACUACUGGGUCCAUCGCUUCGCUCACGAGGUGGGCAUCCUGUGGGCUGCUCACCAGGUUCACCACAGUUCAGAGUACUACAACCUGACCACGGCGCUCAGACAGUCGCUCACCCAGCAGUUUACAUCUUGGAUCUUCUAUCUUCCUAUGGCUCUCGCUGUUCCUCCCUCCGUCUUUGCUGUUCACAUUCAGUUAAACCUUCUCUACCAGUUCUGGAUCCACACUGAGGUGAUCAGGGACCUUGGACCUCUGGAGUGGAUCUUCAACACGCCCAAACAUCACAGAGUUCAUCAUGGAAGAAACCUUUACUGCAUUGACAAGAACUAUGGAGGAAUUCUCAUCAUCUGGGACAGAUUGUUUGGUACGUUUGCUGCAGAGUCAGAUAAAGUCAUAUACGGCCUGGUGUUUCCCAUCAACACGUUUGAGAUCCUCUACGUUCAGUUGCACUACUAUGUAUAUUUAUGGAAAAGAUCCAGAACUUACAAAACCGUCAGUGACAAGAUGUCAACUUUCAUCAAAGGGCCGAGCUGGAAACCCGGUAAACGUCGUCUCGGUGACCACGUCGACAAUCCCAAGGUAACUGGAAAUGAAAUACCUCAUGGUCCCAGAUGGUCGCUGACAUUUCAAGUCUAUGUGGGCUUACAUUUCCUGCUGGUGCUUUGGACGUACCACGACUUGUUUGAAACCAAAACGGUGCUGUCUCAGUUAACUAUUUUCGGGAUGACCAGCUAUGUUUUGCUUACCCUGACAUCCCUGGGCUUCAUCAUCGAGCAAAGGCCGUCGUCAGCCAUCUUGGAGACGAUCCGCUGCGUUGUCAUGGUCUCGCUGAUGCGGUACGGCUACCUGAGGUCCCCCUUGCCUUUACUCUCUGCCCCCACUGAGGCCUUUGUCUCCCUCUCGCUGCUGUACUGGGCCCUGCAGAGCUUCUCCCAGCUGCUUAGCAUCAAGAAGAAAGACGACUGAGACGUCGACAAGAUCCGGGAAGAACAAAGACAACUGGGUUCAAAAGAUUUCAUCUUAGCAUGUUUUGAUCUAUCAAUAUAUUAAGCUGUAGUUUACUAGAAAAAAAGAAACUGGAUCAGCUUCUGCUUGAUUUUAACCUUUUAAUGCACAGCUGCUUCAAGCUUGUUUAUAACAAAAGCUUAAUUAUGUAAAUGAGCCAUUAACAAAGAGAAAAUAAGCUGAUAAUUGUGCAAAAACAGUAUUAAUUUUUAAGAGGUAUUAUGUUUAAAAUGUCACUGCCAUCAUAGGUGCUGCAGUCCAUAGUGAAGGACCAAUCCAGAUGAGCCACAAGACAACCUGAGUGCUGCUCAUUUCAAAACUAAAACAGAACUGAUGCUCAACAAUGUACAGUCCGUUUUCCAUUUCUCAUUGAAAUCAAAGUACUUACAUUCUUUGUGUCUUUUCUUAAUCCCUUAAAUCACAUGAAAGGAAAAUUAUGCAGAGCCUUAAGAAACACUCGAUUUUUAAUUAUAUAUUUUCUUUCAUGCCUGUAGCUCGUCAGCUUUGAUUAGAUUCAUCUACACGGCAGAUGAAUUCAUCCUCAGUCUCCAGAUCUUGUGUGGGAGUAACAAAUGGUCCACAGCAGAUGGUGCUGUUAUCACCCAUCAUUAGUCUCUUUUUCAUCCAGCAUCCUGUCUUUAAAACCCCUCACAUUUUAUUCAAAAGCAGAAUAGUUUGGUUUUGUUCAGACGUUUAAAAAGAAAGUCGGUAUUGUGAGGAAGUUGAAGCAGUUUGACGUUCGUAUUUACAGUUUUGAGAAACAAAUUUCUGUUGAAACGCAUAAAAAUUGGCUCGUACUUUUAUUUUCUAGGUUUCAUUUUAUAUUGUAAUCGUAUGAUUACAAAUCAACUGAUUCAAAACUCUGCCAACACGAGAAUGAAACCCAAACAUCUCUUCGACCGCUGCGUUACUGUAAAUGGUGUUAUUGAUCUGCUAACACAUCAGCUGCUUGUCAUGAACCAGAACCUUUAGGGCUUUUUUCCUCCGGUUAUAUAAUGUGAGAUGGCACCUCGCUACUUGCGAAGGUUCUGGUGUUUUAAGGGCUUUUGUUGGGGUUCGGGUUGAGGCCGCAGUCAGACACACGGCGGUUAAGGUCCAGGUCGAGACCCUCAGGUUUAUUCACCGCACCUGAUAUUUAGAGGAGCUGUCAGUUCAGCACAUGCGACAAGAUAAAAAUGUAAAAAUGUGCGACAAGAUAUGACAAAAGUAAGUAAAUAAAUUGUUUUCAACGAUAACUAGAUGGAUGUACAUGCAUUGUCAUGGUUUCAAAAUAUGGCGUUCAUUAACGACCAGAGUCCAAGGCACAAAUACAACAUCUUGGUGGCUUCUGCUGACAUUUUAAAGCCAAUUUUAUUUCAAUUUUAUGUAAACCUUGUUAGGAUUAUUUGCAUGUAAUGUGUUGCUUUUAGCUCUUGAUCUGCUGUUUCCAUUAACCAUAAAAUUGUAAUCAGGAAUAGAGACACGACAAUUAAGUUUUUUGUAUGAAUGGAAAACUGCGUCACACGUUAUGUGACCAACAACCGGACAUUGUGAGAGGAGGAUAAUGGCAGCAUGCUUUUUUUCCCCCCUAUUUUCUUUUAUUUUUUUAAAUUGAAUUCAAUUGCGUUUCACUGCAAUUGCAAAAUUGUUUCUAACGGAGCAAUUUUAUUUUUAAUGGAAAUGCAGCUGCAGGAACACUUAAAUGAAAAACCACAUCAUCGGUAAAUAUAAUCUAAAAUGAUUCCAAGUAGCACAGAAUUGCAAAGAAAUGUUCUGGAUUUGCACUUCAAGGCAAUUAAAUAAAAUCAACACAAAUUAUGAUUAAAAAUGUGAUAAUUUUUGUGUCAAUAAAGGUGUUUUUUUUCUCCAUUUUUGCAUGGCAAGGUAAUGAAGGGGAGUUUACCUUCUAUGUUUUUACCAAGAAAGCAGCACUAAAAUGAAUAAAUCAAUACAUUUCUCUUUGAAGUGAAAUGAAGGAGUUUUGUAUUUUCUUGUUUUAGUGUUGCAUAUGUGUUUAGAAACCUGCUUGCUGUUGCCUGGUGAUGACUGAAGAUCACAUUCAGCUUGUUUUUCACAUUUAGGAUCCUAAAAAUCGAUGCUGACGUAGUUUUCUGCUUGCUGCUUUUUUCCCUCUGCAGUGUAAAGUGAUUGCAGAUAUUUUAUGGCUUCAUGGAUAUUAUUUCAGUAAGUUUAAUAAUACAUUUCUCAUUGAAGUGAAAAUAAAUGUGUCCUCUUCAGACUGCAUGAGAAGGAGAAAUACCCGAUUAUCUAGAAAUUUUAUUGAUGUACUUUAUCCUCAUCCUGAUCUCUACAUGACUACUGAAAAACCAAUAAAUUUACAUUUAAACAGUU
Poeciliopsis prolifica (blackstripe livebearer) is the source of this 3999-nucleotide messenger RNA. It is a transcript of the gene agmo, whose product is annotated as alkylglycerol monooxygenase. The transcript is spliced from 13 exons. Gene Ontology annotation, biological process: lipid biosynthetic process. The coding region runs from base 292 to 1629 and encodes 445 amino acids. Gene Ontology annotation, molecular function: iron ion binding; oxidoreductase activity. The record is from RefSeq and is a predicted model, not a curated record. Gene Ontology annotation, cellular component: endoplasmic reticulum. Lineage: Eukaryota; Metazoa; Chordata; Actinopteri; Cyprinodontiformes; Poeciliidae.